Molecule: messenger RNA, 847 nt
Organism: Malaya genurostris
Lineage: Eukaryota; Metazoa; Arthropoda; Insecta; Diptera; Culicidae
Gene: Npc2f
Exons: 4
Coding region: 48-548 (166 amino acids)
Biological process (GO): sterol transport
Molecular function (GO): sterol binding
Source: RefSeq, a predicted model, not a curated record
AAAAUAUCUGCUACCACGGUUCAGUUCUGAACAGAGCCUAAUCCAGAAUGAAGUGCAUUGCUGCAAUUGGAGUUAUUUUUGCUUUGCUAUUUCCGGUACAAACAUUCGGAGUAGUUCUACCGAGUCUAUCCAGGCAACGGUGGCCGUGGCUAGGAAUCAAAACGGAGCUUCCGGUUGAAGAUUGCGGUGCUCCUCAUGACAUCAUCUCGGUUCAGUUGUCCAGUUGCUCCAGCAGUCCGUGUUCGUUGCCGCGAGGCACCAACGUGACGGUUAAUGCCGAAUUCAGCUCGAAUGGAACUACGAUGUCCGGCUCGCUGAAGCACGAGGUUUACUUCAUUCUGAACUCGGUGAAAACCAAGGCAACGGUUAUACCGGCCACCUGCGAGGGCACGUACUGUCCGUUCCAGGGUGAAGUCGGACUUCGGUUUACCGCCACACUGCUCGUGAACUCUACGCUCCCGAUGCUGCGAGGAUCUUUGCAAUGGGAGCUACGAAACGACAGCACAGAUGUGAUGCUGUGCUACAAAAUUCAGAUUACCGUUCGAUGAACGUUUGCCUACGGGAUGUUGCGCGACACAAUUUCGAUGUUGCAUUAAGCUUCGGUGCGUGCGACAAAAGCGCUCGUACCAUAUCUUGACUGGGAGCUUACGGUAGUUGAAAUUUUGACAUAGUGGCGGCGCUAGCGGUUAGCUGGCUUUUGAUUUUUGCUCACAACACCAAAUACUCGACGGAACAUCUAGUCGGCUGGGGGAAUUAUUUGUGUUUUGUAAUUUAUAUUGGAAUACAAUUUUGUUUAAAAGUAGAUUUUUAUGGUAUUUUAUAAGCAAAUAAAAUAUUUAGCGUUGUA